Messenger RNA from Fraxinus pennsylvanica, 1314 nucleotides. The record is from the annotation of a GenBank genome assembly. Lineage: Eukaryota; Viridiplantae; Streptophyta; Magnoliopsida; Lamiales; Oleaceae.
AUGGGGUAUCAUUUUCAUCAAAAAUUAGCUUCUAUAGCUACUUCAUUAGAUGCGAAUCGUCUCAUGGCCAUUAGUCUUGGUACUACACGAGUCAUAAUCAGUAGUCACCCUGAUACGGCUAAAGAGAUUUUAUGUGGUAGCUCGUUUACCGAUCGUCCUAUAAAGGAAUCGGCUCGUUUGCUUAUGUUCGAACGUGCCAUUGGAUUCGCCCCCUCGGGAAACUAUUGGCGACAUCUUAGACGAAUCGCUGCAAAUCAUAUGUUCUCUCCGAGGAGGAUUUCGUCUCUUGAGGGCAUUCGACAACGUGUAGCCAAUGAUAUGAUAGAGGGAAUUUGCAGUGAGAUGAAAAUGAGAGGGUUUGUGGAGGUAAAAGGGAUAUUACAAAAAGGGUCAUUAGAAAAUGUACUAGAAAGUGUAUUUGGUUGUGAUUUAGGUUUAGUACACGGUGAUGAAUUAGGUUUAAUGGUUAAGGAAGGGUACGAGGUGAUAUCAGAAUUCAACUGGGCAGAUUAUUUUUCUUUAGGGUUUUUAGAUUUUCGAGGUGUAAAGAGAAGGUGUCAUAAAUUAGCGACGAAAGUUAACGAUCUUGUGGGUCGAGUCAUAGUCGAAAGAAGAAGAAAUGGAGUCUAUGAAAACAAAGACGACUUCCUUAGUCUUUUGCUUUCGUUGCCCAAAGAGGAUCAACUUAGUGAUGCAGACACGGUGGCUGUUCUGUGGGAGAUGGUGUUUAGAGGAACAGACACAGUUGCCAUCCUUCUUGAAUGGAUCAUGGCAAGAAUGGUUUUGCACCAAGACAUUCAAGCAAAAGCCCAAAGUGAGAUUGAUACAGUUAUGGGCCGAAACGGGCCAGUUCGAGACUUGGACAUUGCAAAACUUCCCUAUCUUCAAUCCAUAGUGAAGGAAGUCUUAAGGCUCCAUCCUCCAGGCCCAUUGCUCUCUUGGGCCCGUUUAGCAACCCAUGAUACGCACGUGGACAAACACUUCAUCCAAGCUGGCACGACGGCUAUGGUCAACAUGUGGGCUAUAACCCACGAUCCAUCCAUAUGGGCAGACCCAUGGGCUUUCAAGCCCGAAAGGUUCAUAGAGGAAGAGGUUUCUAUUAUGGGCUCAGAUUUAAGGCUUGCUCCGUUUGGAUCGGGCCGUCGUGUCUGUCCAGGAAAGGCUUUGGGCUUGGCUACGGUCCACCUAUGGCUUGCACGACUACUCCAAGAGUUCAAAUGGGUUCCAACAGCCCAACCCGUCAAUCUUUCAGAAUGCUUGAAACUUUCUCUAGAGAUGAAGAAACCCCUAACAUGUCGUGCAUUUAGUCGAUAG